AUUCUGUAGUAAGCUUGUCAUUGGCAAAGCUGCCUGCAGCUGGGAACCACACGCUGUAAGACUCUGAGAGCCACUCCUGCCUCUGCAGCAAACAUGAACCUGAAAACAGUUCUCAUCCUCCUGGUGCUGGCUCUCGCUACCAUUUUAGCUUUAGUUUGUGUGCUGCUGACUCGAAGAGAGAAACCAACCAGCUGUGAGUCCCAAACCCAGAGUGGCCAGGAGGACAAGUCCAGGGACCACAGCCUGGUGUUUGCUGAUCUAACUCCAGAAGAAAUGGUGCAAGUGGUGAGGUAUCUGCGGGAAAACCUUGGAGUACCGCUGGUAGAUGCCUCUCAAGCAAAGCCCUCAGACAAUUGCAUUUACUACAUCGACGUGCAGCUCCCCACCAAGGCAGAGGUACUGCAAUUUUUGGAUCGAGGAGGAGUUCUCCCCCCACGGCAGGCACUGGCUGUAGUGUAUUUUGGAAACCAACCAGACCCGAACAUCACAGAGUAUGUGGUGGGACCCCUGCCCAGUCCGAAGACUCAUCGGGACUUCACAAUGCAGAAGUAUGGAGGGAAACUCCCAUUCCACCGCAGGCCAGUGACUGAGAAGGAAUACAAGGACAUUGAUUCCUUCAUCUCUGAGGAGUUCUCCAAAGCAGAAAGCUUUCUUCGAUACUGCUGCGAUUAUGACGGGACCAACUUUGCCGCCCUCACCACCGCCCCCCGAGGGUUCCAGUCUGGAGACCGUGCGACUUGGUUUGUUCUGUUCCAGGAUGUGUAUGGUAGUGGCUUGUACGUGCACCCGGUGGGGCUGGAGGUACUGGUGAACCACAGCAGCCUGGACAUGUCCCAGUGGAGGGUGAGCAAAGUGUUCUAUAACGGGCAGUACUAUGGGGACAUGGCCCAGCUGCAGAGGGAGUUCGAGCAGGGCCACGUGAGUGUUGUAAAGGUUAGAAAGGUUUCCCCUGAGGAGGAGUUUGGGUCCAUGAAGCCCAGAGCAGGCCCUGGAGCACCAGGCCCUUUUCAAUAUGAGCCUCGCGGGCCACGCUACAGCAUCCAAGGUAACCACGUUGUAUUCCAAGCCUGGAGCUUUGCCUUUGGUGUGGAUGUGAAUGCAGGGCCACGACUGUUCGACAUCAGGUUCAAAGGAGACAGGAUUGUCUAUGAGCUGAGUCUCCAGGAAGCCCUUGCACUCUAUGGCUCCAACUGUCCUGGGGGGAUGGUGACUAGGUACAUGGACGGCAGUUUUGGUAUUGGGAAGUUUACUUAUGAGCUGGUCCGGGGAGUUGAUUGCCCCUACACAGCCACUUAUUUGGAUAGGCACUACUUAAUUGAAUCAGAGACCCCCAGAGCCAAUAAAAACUCCCUAUGUAUUUUUGAGCACGAUACUGCCAUUCCUCUGAGACGCCAUUACUCCAAUUUCCAGUCCCUGUAUUAUGGGGGGCUGACUAAAGCGGCUUUGGUCUUCAGGUCCAUUUCAACGCUCAUAAACUACGACUACACUUGGGACUUUAUCUUCUACCAGAAUGGAGCAAUUGAAGUCAAAGUCCACGCCACUGGCUACAUCAGCUCGUCCUUUCUCUACGACACAGGCAUAGACUAUGGUAACCAAGUGGGGGAGCGUACCCUUGGCACAAUGCACAACCAUCUCAUAAAUUACAAAGUGGACUUGGAUGUUGCAGGGCUUAAGAAUUCUCUGGUGGCCCAGGAUAUGGUAUUUGAGUUGGUGCAGGCUCCCUGGAGCCCCCAACACCAGAUACAGCGUCCACGGCUCACCAAGAAAGUCUUAGAGAAAGAGAACCAGGCUGCAUUCCCACUUCACUCCAACAUCCCCAGAUAUCUCCAUUUUGCCAGCAACCAAGAAAACAGGUGGAACCACCAGCGGAGCUAUCGGAUUCAGUUGGUUAGCUUUGCCGGGGACCAUCUGCCAGAAGUGAGCUCCAUGGAAAGGUCUAUCAGCUGGGCAAGGUACAAACUGGCUGUCACCAAGCGGAAGGAAGACGAGCCAAGAAGCACCAGCAUCUACAACCAGAAUGACCCUUGGAAGCCCACUGUGGCUUUUGCAGAUUUUGUGGACAAUGAAACCAUCACAAAUGAGGAUCUGGUUGCCUGGGUUUCUGUUGGUUUCCUGCAUGUCCCACAUGCUGAGGAUAUCCCCAACACAGUGACCGUGGGGAAUGGAGUUGGCUUUCUUCUGAGACCCUACAACUAUUUUGAUGAAGAUCCCUCACGUGACUCAUCUGACAGUGUCUACUUCAGGGCUGACCAGGACCCAAGCAAGUGUGAAGUCAAUCAUGUGGCCUGUCUGUCAAAAACUGCCUCAUGUUCACCAGCCCUGCCCCCGUUCACCUAUAGCGGCUUCCAGAACCUGAGCAGUGUCUGAGCCACAGUCUGCAGGGACUCCCUUGAUGCACACUGGUGACUGUUCACAAGGCAUCUGUGCUCAUGUUUCCAUUGUAAGCAGCAUAAGGGCAUGUAAUAACCCUUGGGUUCACUGAUGCCUGUUGAUUUGUAUGAGGUUUAUACUUAGCAGAUGAAGUAUACAGCUUGCAAAAGCUUCAAUGAGAGAGGGUUUAUGCAUACUCUUUCUCUCUUUCCCCCCCACUGUUUCUCAAAGAUAAAUUGGCUUAUUUUGUUGCUCGACUGAAAUCAAUUAGAGCAGAGGUGUCAAAAAUAUCUGGCCCUGUGGGCCCUAUGAGGGUCACUGGGCCAGUCUGUGGGCUGGAUCGGGACCAUGCACUGGAGCUAACACUCAGGUCAGUCGAGCAUUGGCACCUCAUGCAGCGUGCUGGCACCAGGUCCAGCCCAUGCACCAGACUGGUUCUGCAAGCCACAUGCAGCGCAUAAAAUCAAUCCAAGACUCACAGGCUGGAUUGUAGGGGUCCACCAUCUGGAUCCAGCCUAUGGGCUGUAUGUUUGACACCCCAAAUUACAGUAGCUUUCUCAUAAGCAAAGCCCUGAGAACAUGCUGUAAAGAGCCAUUCCCUGUUAGCUAGGCCUGGACAAGCUGGGGUCCCUCAAUGUGUUUUCUUGCUCAGAAAUUUUCCUGCAAUCCCCGGUUUCCUAAGCACACGAAAGGUCAGACUUUCAAAGGAGUUCAGAUCCCAUUUUGACACUUACACAAACUGCUCAGCUUAAGUGGGGGCUGAAUUUUCUCUGAAAAUCCAGUGGGGAGAGAGCAGCUUGGCCAAGUGACCAUGUAUAAAGGGCAGCAUGGUACUUCUGAGCAUACUGUGCUUUGGAGGAGAACUCAUCCCCAUAGAAUGCAGCCACAAAACUGUCCAAGGGGCCAGUGACUAUCCUCUUAAAGGACUGGAGGAGCACAAUGGCACAGUGCAUGCUGGAACCUGUCAGCUCCACAGGAUAUGCCUCUGUAGUGAUCAAGAAAAAGGAUAAUCCACUAUAUGCAGCAUAGCAAGCCCUCCCCUGCCCCUGGUUGCUGCCUGUGUUUGUUCUGAAUUUGACAUUUCCCUGGCCUUCCUCUCAGAUUGAGCUCUCGGUUCCACAGCUUCCAGCCACAUUAAGACCCAUCACAGGAUCACAGUCUAUUAAAAGUGUGCAGAGGAAGCUGUUCAGUCUCACUAGGUAGAGCUUGAUGCAGCCUUCACUAGCGGGAUUUACAGGCCCAGGAGCUCCAGCCAGCUGCUGGCUCAGGCCCAUCAUUUACAACCCAUGAUGUUUCUGUACUAGCCCAUGAUCUAGCUUUUGGUUUGCUAUGGUAUACUUCUGACAAAAUAUUACAGCUUUUA
Molecule: messenger RNA, 3733 nt
Organism: Alligator sinensis (Chinese alligator)
Lineage: Eukaryota; Metazoa; Chordata; Crocodylia; Alligatoridae
Product: membrane primary amine oxidase-like
Exons: 4
Coding region: 94-2367 (757 amino acids)
Biological process (GO): amine metabolic process
Cellular component (GO): plasma membrane
Molecular function (GO): primary methylamine oxidase activity; copper ion binding; quinone binding
Source: RefSeq, a predicted model, not a curated record